AUGUCUUACGGUAUGUCUCACUAUGCCGCGGCCUAUGAGUUGGAACUUGGAACAGACUCCAUGGUGAUUCGAGACGGAAGGAUUGACCAAUGUUCUACAGACGGAACCUACCUCUCGUCAGCGAGGGAGAGGGAUCGGCCCUCAGCAGUCUUUCCCGAUCGGUUGAUUGCGCCCUUACCCAAGAAGUCACUCAAGUCGAGAUUGUCCCAAGAAGCCGCAGAAUCCAUCGAGUAUCCUCCGACCCUACCAUCUUCGAGCCUCCCUACCUACUCGCACUACGAUAGCAGCGUCGAUCCGGUAGCAUUACGGCAUGCGGGCUCUUAUCGCUCGCCGCCAAGGUCGCCACGGUCUGCUCGCCAUGCUCGAUACGGCAGUCACAGUGGGAGAGGAGGUACAUCUGGGGAUGGCUACGAGGCUUUCGAAAAUACAAAUAACAAGAAGAAGCGCAAGAUACCUACUUCGGGCAACCAUGCCCAUCUCACAAACGAGAUGGCUCAGCUGGGCAUCAACAGUCACGAUGAGCGCAACGAUGAUGUGCACGGCCUGGUAGGAUCGACUGGACUUGGUGUGCAAGGAGCCGGCCGCGGUCACUAUGCACGCAAGCAGAGCACACGCAGGCCUCUGGGCAUCUCUACUAAUGGUACCAAUAUGCGGAGUGCGACUGCCAAGUAUGACCAGAACAUGGCGGCCACUGCCAAGGCUGAGGAUCAGAAGGACCAAGGUAUUAUCUCGGCAGCUAUCGCCAACGCUACGGCUCUGCUUCGGAAGCCACUUAGCAAGGGGCAAGAGAAUAUGGGUGUCCUGGAUCAGCAAGCCAAAUCAAGUCCGCCUAGUUCGCAAUUCACUUUCACGUGCGAGAGCGACGCCAAGGAUGUUCAAUUUCCUGAGCAGAGCUUGCAUCAUGGGUACGCGCAAACGCGAGCACAUCCCCCAACUCCGACCCAUGCCGGCCAGCGACCAGUCAACAAUGCCACGCAGUCAGUCGCGCCGCCGAACCUGAAUCAAGCCCCACCUCCUCUUGCGAAUGCCGACCCUCCGCCAAGAAAGCCUCGUCGAAGAAGAGGUGAUGUUUACCAGCUAGCGGCUCGCCAACGACGGCUACAGCAGGAAUAUACGAAUAUCCAGCAUCCUCCCUCCCGAGCAGACAUCUGGAUCUCGGAGAAGCAGCGUCUUCUCGAAAAGGCAAAGGCGAAGGGCCGCAAGGGCAAGAAGCAGACCAAGGCAGCCAAAGCCGCCAACCAUGCAUCUCAGCAAGCCGCGAACAGGAGCAACUACGAUCAAGAGCCAUUGGAUCAGUUAGCGGACGACGACUUGGACUAUGGCUACGACGACGACCCGGAACCGAUGCCAGCGCCGCCACCAGCACCAAUCAAGCAGCCCAUGCCUGGGACUUAUGAUACCGCGGGCAAGGGCGGAGGGACGAGCGGCGGCGGGGACGUGCGAUAA
Cyphellophora attinorum is the source of this 1446-nucleotide messenger RNA. RefSeq lists its product as uncharacterized. The record is from RefSeq and is a predicted model, not a curated record. The coding region runs from base 1 to 1446 and encodes 481 amino acids. The transcript is spliced from 3 exons. Lineage: Eukaryota; Fungi; Ascomycota; Eurotiomycetes; Chaetothyriales; Cyphellophoraceae.